AUGUACAAAAGAAAAAGAACUGAAGAGAAAGCACAUACACAUACUUCUUCAAUAUUUGAUCUGUAUCAAUCUCCAACGUUCGAUGAGUCCAUUCGCAAGUCUGAGUAUAGAUCUUAUACGCCAUUCAUCAAGUCAUUCAAUUGUAAUGAUUCUGUGGAAUUUAACGUCAAUCAAGUGGAUUCGUUCUUUGCCAUGUUCGCUUCCCGGAUAGCCAUCAAAGGAAAACUAGAAGUAACUGGUAAAGGAGAUGUAACUUUAGCACCCAACUUUGGGGGCUUCCUUUUUGACUCUUGUACGUACAGCGAAUCAGCUAGAGAAGUUGAAACAGUGCGUGAUCCUGGAAUUGUAAGUGCUAUUCGAGCAUAUACUUGUUACAACAAAGACGAUGCAAAUCAUAUGAGUAUAGCUGGUUGGAACUAUCCUUCAGCACCGAUCCUCUCUGCACAUGACAAGUCUUUUAGCUUGCUGAUGCCACUUAAACAUAUUUUCAACAUUUUCAACGAUUAUCCUAUGAUUACGUGUGGCAGACAAACUUUCAGAUUUGUACGAGCUAGAAAUGAUAACGAUUGCGUUAUUAUCAAGGAAAAAGUUGGAGAAACUGGAACAACAGCGAAAAUUGUUAUCGAAAGCAUCGAAUUGAAAAUCAAACAUAUUUAUCCGAAUGAUGAUGUAAAACAACAACUUUUAAAAUCUAUUCAGACUGACAAGCCGAUACUAAUUCCGUUUAGAAAAUGGGACCUUAACGAAUUGCCUACAAUAACUGCAGGUGCGAGAAGAGAAAUAUGGGCAGUUAAAACCAGCACCGCAAUUGAAAGACCGCGUUUUAUUAUCGUAUGUUUCCAAACUGAUAAACGUGAUGCUGUUGAAGCAGAUCCGACCCUGUUUGAUCAUGUAAAUACGGCUAGCAUUCGAGUAUCUUUGAAUGGUGAAUACUAUCCCAAUGAACGUAUGCAGUUAGACUUUGCAAAUAGUCACUUUGCUGAGGCUCAUUUUAACUACAGCGACUUUCAAGCUAUGGGCGGUGCGAUGUGUGAUGCAAUGUGCGGUGCGUUGUUGUGGACAUACACUUAUACUAAUAAAAAUCUAGAUGAAAUCGCUUAUCAAAACCAUUUGUCUAAAAAAGAUGAAGCCCGUACAGAAAAAGAGUCUUACAACUCGUUUUUACCAUCGACCUCCAGUCUAUUUUGCUAUGUAUCCAGCAUCCAGUUAAGUAUGUCCAGUUUAUAUUACAAGACUAAACUAAUAGUUCACAACUUCACAUUGUUCAAUCUAAAAUCAAAAAAAGGGUAUUGCUACAAGUAG
Psylliodes chrysocephalus is the source of this 1302-nucleotide messenger RNA. NCBI's taxonomy places the organism in Eukaryota, Metazoa, Arthropoda, Insecta, Coleoptera, Chrysomelidae. The record is from the annotation of a GenBank genome assembly.